AUGUUUUCCAGAAGUGUUGUAAAGAUGAAUGUCACCAACAGUUCAGAUGAGAAAUGUGACUGGUACUUCCACCGCAACACAGCAAGAAUUAUUCUGCCCAUAUUUUAUUGUGUGAUCUUCCUGUUUGGACUCUUUGGAAACAUACUGGCUUUGUUUGUUAUCCACAAAAACAGAAAGAAGCUCAACUCUACCACUCUCUACUCAAAGAAUUUGGUUAUCUCGGAUAUUUUUUUUGCUAUUGCCUCACCUACCAGAAUUAUAUACUAUGCCUUGGGCUUUAACUGGAUAUUAGGAGAAGCAUUUUGUCGUAUCACUGCCCUUUUCCUUUACAUAAACACCUAUGCUGGUGUAAACUUCAUGACUUGUUUAAGCAUCGACAGGUUUCUGGCCGUAGUACAUCCACACCGUUUUAACAGGAUCCGGAGGGUGAGGUCUGCGAAAAUCAUCUGCAUUGUGGUUUGGCUGCUGGUCUUUUUCCAAACAUUUCCUCUACUGCUACUAGAAAUGUCAAAUGAAGAGUCAAAUAAUAAGAUUACCUGUAUGGAAUACCCCAACUUUGAAAAAAUUGAACAUUUGCCGUUUAUGCUUCUUGGUGCAUGUUUCAUUGGAUACUUCAUUCCUUUAAUAAUUAUACUGUUUUGCUAUUCACAAAUAAGCUUCAAACUGUGCCAGACUGCAAAGAAAAAUCCAUUGACAGAAAAAUCUGGCACCAACAAAAAAGCAACCAGCACAAUCAUUUUAGUCAUCGUGGUGUUUUUCAUCUGUUUUACUCCUUAUCACAUUGCUAUCACACAGUAUAUGUUAAAAAAGCUAACAUAUGAACCAGACUGCAGCGAGAGGCAGAUCUUUCAUGUCGUACUUCAUAUUACUGUGUGUCUCAUGAACCUUAACUGCUGCCUGGAUCCUUUCAUAUACUUCUUUGCAUGCAAAGGAUACAAAAAUCAGAUCAUGAAAAUACUGAGGAGGCAAGCCAGCAUAUCUUCCUCCAGCGCCACAAGACCAGCAGCUGAUGGAAGCUCACGUGAUAUCACGGAAAGCCAAGUAGUACAAUGCAUACCUCUAAACCACGAACCAAGUAAAACACAAAGAAUAUUUAAGGGUAAUGGAAACAAAUAAGACUAAUACAAAACAUGUCAAUAUCAGCAAACGAAAAAAGUGGAUAAUGAUUUGGAUUGUCCUACUUUGUUGAUAAAAUAUGUUGUAUAAUAUAUGGCAAGUA
Messenger RNA from Nanorana parkeri, 1219 nucleotides. It is a transcript of the gene GPR183, whose product is annotated as G protein-coupled receptor 183. Gene Ontology annotation, molecular function: G protein-coupled receptor activity; oxysterol binding. The transcript has a single exon. Gene Ontology annotation, cellular component: membrane. Gene Ontology annotation, biological process: G protein-coupled receptor signaling pathway. The record is from RefSeq and is a predicted model, not a curated record. NCBI's taxonomy places the organism in Eukaryota, Metazoa, Chordata, Amphibia, Anura, Dicroglossidae. Bases 1 to 1116 code for a protein of 371 amino acids.